CUCCGUCACUUAGCACAAUCUCUUUUAUUCUUCUUCAUGGAUCCUUUAGCGUGGCCGUGGAGCAUCGACGACGCAGACAGCGCCGCCCCGUCGGUGGAGAUACCUGGGUGGGCAGUCGUCGAAACAGGCAGCGCUAUUCUUCGCAUGAAGGCGCGGGUGGUGGUACGGCCCUCGGGGGGUGACCUAGACAUGAUGCCGCCCCAAUUUAUCAUCUCGCACUUUCGCCGCCGGAGGAGUUCUUCUUCCGACGUCGACGUCGACGACGCCGCCGAGGACGCCCAUGUCACCUUUCGCCAGCCCUUCUACUACAUCAACUUCCAGCCGGCCGCCUGGAGGGAGCAGACGCAGCGGAUGUUCUCUGACGUCGCUGCGAAUCGCGUGCGCCCCGACGACCUCUACCAUCUCGUUCAAGGUUUCCACUGGUACACCUACUCUGUGGUCCGCCGAUUUCCGAUCGCGGAGUUAGUCUCUCUGGAGUUCUUCUCCGUCGUUGAAAUCCCCGUCACUCCUUCCGCUUCUGCCAGCGAAUUACAUCGCUUCAGGUUUUCUCCGGAGACCAACGAAUAUUUGUUCGGGAGCGACGACGACGAUGACGUCGAUGGCUACAUCGUCCAGUCUCUCAGAUUCCUCAGAGCCCGCAGAGGGCCGAGGCCGGCGUCCGCAGCGGCGGUGGAGGGGCUCCAGAUGGUAACUGCAGGAGAAGGUAUCUCGUGUCCCAUCUGCCUCGAUGACUUGGAGGUGAUGAGUCAGGUCUUGGCGAUGCCUUGCAGCCAUCCGUUUCACGAAGGGUGUCUGAGGGAAUGGCUGAAGCGGAGCAAUUCUUGCCCCGUCUGUAGAUUCUCACUUCCGGCAGCCGCCGAGUAGCGUCUGUCUGGCAAUCUAUUGCAAUUCAGGAAAGAAAUUUCUCAGUCCAUGUAUUCAUUGGUUUAAUUUGAUGAUGAUCAUCCCUAUUAGUUAUGUUCUGCUUUAGAUUACUUACUAUAUAACUGCAACUGCUCCUAGAUUGUUGACGCUCCUCUUGUUUUUUAAAAGGUAAUUAUCAUGAUUUUGAAAUGUAUGCAGGAGGAAGUUGGUGAGCUCACUGCAUAAACAUUAUGUGGAUGCUUAUGUAGUGAAGUUUGUCACCGUUUUGUUUCUUUAAGCAAUGUUUUCCAUCUCAUUUUUUUUAUUGUAUAAAUUGCAGAUUAAAUGUAAAUAUGCUAGAUUGGUUGUGUUCUUCUAGUCUAUCUAUCUAUUUCUAGCUAUCUUAAGUUGAGUUGAAUUAUCGUUGACUUUAAUUUGCUAUGUCAAUUGACAAUUAAAAGAUCAUAGGAGUAUUCAUCAACUGCUCUAUGAAACACUUCUUUAAACCAUAGAAAUUUUCCAUUUUUCUGCCAUUUACCACAUAUUGUUACAAAUUAGUGUUAUUCUACUAUAAGAAAUGAAGGCUGACAGUGUUAUCUGUAUAUUUACGACCCUUCUUGAGGCCCUUAGGUUGGUUUUCUGAGAAAUAGGUGACUUAUGAGACACUAACUGUUCAUUUUGUCUUUUCCAUGAUAUUCUUUCAAGAUAUGGUUGACAAGGAGUUUUUGUCAAAAGAACAGCUUUUCAUGGUUCUCUGUCUCUUUUGUUGAUGUAAUUUUGCAGUAUGUUGAUAAAGAGUUUGGAACUGGAGUCUUGAAGAUUAGUCCUGGACAUGACCACAAUGAUUAUCAUAUUGCUAGAAAGCUUGGCUUACCAAUACUCAAUGUUAUGAACAAAGAUGGUACUUUGAAUGAGGUCGCUGGGAUAUACUGUGGAUUAGACAGAUUUGAGGCUCGAAAGAAGGUUUGGUCUGAUCUGGAAGAGACUGAUCUGGCAGUAAAAAAGGAACCUCAUGUAUUACGAGUUCCCAGAUCGCAGUGUGGUGGUGAAGUAAUAGAGCCACUUGUGAGUAAGCAGUGGUUUGUCACUAUGGAGCCAUUGGCUGAGAAAGCCCUUCAUGCUGUUGAAAAUGGAGAAUUGACCAUUCUUCCUGAGAGAUUUGAGAAGACAUAUAAACACUGGCUGACAAAUAUCAAAGACUGGUGUAUAAGUAGACAGUUAUGGUGGGGACAUCGAAUUCCAGUUUGGUACGUUGUUGGCAAAGAUAAUGAAGAGGAUUAUAUUGUUGCUAGAAAUGCCGAAGAGGCUCUUGUUAAAGCCCAUGCCAAAUAUGGAAAAUCGGUGGAAAUAUAUCAAGAUCCUGAUGUCCUUGAUACCUGGUUUUCAAGUGGCUUAUGGCCUUUUAGGACCCUGGGCUGGCCAGACAAGAAUGCUGAGGAUUUCAAGCAAUUUUAUCCCACGACCAUCCUGGAGACUAGACAUGACAUUUUGUUCUUUUGGGUAGCUCGGAUGGUAUGAUGGGGAUAGAGUUUA
Messenger RNA from Zingiber officinale, 2376 nucleotides. RefSeq names its product valine--tRNA ligase, chloroplastic/mitochondrial 2-like. The record is from RefSeq and is a predicted model, not a curated record. The transcript is spliced from 6 exons. Gene Ontology annotation, cellular component: cytosol; cytoplasm. Gene Ontology annotation, biological process: valyl-tRNA aminoacylation; protein ubiquitination. Gene Ontology annotation, molecular function: zinc ion binding; valine-tRNA ligase activity; ATP binding. NCBI's taxonomy places the organism in Eukaryota, Viridiplantae, Streptophyta, Magnoliopsida, Zingiberales, Zingiberaceae. The coding region runs from base 1732 to 2361 and encodes 209 amino acids.